Molecule: messenger RNA, 2378 nt
Organism: Humulus lupulus (European hop)
Lineage: Eukaryota; Viridiplantae; Streptophyta; Magnoliopsida; Rosales; Cannabaceae
Product: serine/threonine-protein kinase RHS3
Exons: 3
Coding region: 189-2030 (613 amino acids)
Biological process (GO): protein phosphorylation
Cellular component (GO): nucleus; cytoplasm; plasma membrane
Molecular function (GO): protein serine/threonine kinase activity; ATP binding
Source: RefSeq, a predicted model, not a curated record
UCAUGACAGCAAAAGAGAAAACAGAUUCUAAUGCUGUAAUUUAUCUCACAAAAGACACAGCUUGAACCCAAGAAAGGGGUCACUUUCUCAUUGUCAAUUCCUGGAACAUUUGUUGAGGAGGGCUUUUGUAUUGCUUUAUCAAUGUCUUCAAAGUCUGUCAUGGGACCUGUCUCUUCUGAGGUAAGUAUAUGUAUGUUAUAUAUUAUAUAUUCAUGUUCGUGUUCAUGAAUUUUCAUUCAUUCUUAAAGAAAGUAAGGGGUGAGCCUAAAAUCAUGCAGAUAAAAUAUGUUCCAUCUCAGGAUACCCCAUUUGGAAUUCCAAAUCCAAAGAAAUCACAGGUUGUUGCCAAGCAUGACGUAGAUUCAGGCAACUAUCGCUCCCAUGACAAAAAAGCUGAGGGAAUAGUGAAACCAGGCGCCUAUUCGACAAAUACUUUGCCAUAUGGAAUCCAGCAUGGUAAUAAAAAUCCCAAUUCAAAGCCAAAUUUGACCAUAAUCCAGCCAUCCAAACCCCAAGAAGUGUAUCAUGAUUCGAAAGGUGUAACUGACUCAACAACCAACACUAAGUAUAGCUUAUAUCCUAGCCCAAAGGUGUCUCCAAAUUCUAAUCUGCAAACUACCUCCUCAACUGGGACAGUAGUUGCUGCUGGGGAAAUGCCUGCAAAUUCUAAGACCAAUGAGGCAAAGAGUACCAAUACCUUAAGCAACCAUGGCCAAGGCAUGACCAAUAGGGGUCGCAGUAACAGCUUAGAGAAUUCCUCUACCCAUUUUAAGCCUCACACUGGUGGUGAUAUAAGGUGGGAUGCUGUUAACGCAGCUUCGAAAGGGUGCUCACUUAAUCUCAGCAAUUUCCGCCUACUCAAACGCCUCGGCUAUGGAGAUAUUGGUAGUGUUUAUCUUGUUGAACUUAGAGGAACCAAAGCUUAUUUCGCAAUGAAGGUGAUGGACAAGGCAUCGCUGGCUAGUCGAAACAAGCUCCUGCGAGCACAGACAGAAAAGGAGAUACUUGGGCUUCUUGAUCAUCCAUUCUUGCCCACUCUAUAUUCAUAUUUCGACACUGACAAGUUCUAUUGCUUGGUUAUGGAGUUCUGUAGUGGAGGUAAUCUUCAUUCUCUUAGACAGAAGCAACCAAAUAAACACUUCACUGAGGAAGCUGCAAGGUUUUAUGCAUCAGAAGUAUUGUUGGCUCUCGAGUAUCUGCACAUGCUAGGCAUUGUUUACAGAGAUCUGAAACCAGAAAACGUACUAGUAAGGGAUGAGGGCCAUAUCAUGCUCUCAGAUUUCGAUUUAUCGCUGCGUUGCUCAGUUAGUCCUACACUGGUCAAGUCAUCCUCUGUCAAUGUGAGUAAUGGCGGUAACAGCGCAGCUAGUGGCAUUUUAGAUGAUGAGUUUGCUGUCCAUGGUUGUAUGCAACCAUCAACCUUCUUCCCACGCAUCUUGCCAAGCAAAAAGAAUCGAAAAUCUAAGUCAGAUUUUGGCCUCUUUGUCAAUGGCUCCCUUCCUGAACUGAUGGCAGAACCAACAAACGUUAGAUCAAUGUCCUUUGUGGGGACACAUGAGUAUCUGGCCCCAGAGAUCAUCCGAGGAGAGGGACAUGGCAGUGCAGUGGACUGGUGGACAUUUGGUAUCUUCUUGUAUGAGCUGUUACAUGGAACAACACCCUUCAAAGGACCAGGUAACCGCGCCACACUCUUCAAUGUUGUUGGCCAACCAUUGAGAUUUCCAGAAACGCCACAAGUCAGUUUUGUUGCUCGUGAUCUCAUUCGAGGCCUUUUGGUAAAAGAGCCGCAGAAGCGAAUUGCAUACAAGAGAGGUGCCACAGAGAUUAAGCAGCAUCCGUUUUUCGAAGGAGUUAACUGGGCACUGGUGAGAAGUGCCAUGCCUCCUCAUGUGCCUGACCCCAUAGACUUCUCUCAGUAUGCUAGCAAAGACGCACCAUCUCCUGCAGAUAAGAGAAUGGCAGAAGUUAAAGGUGCCAAAACUAAUAGUACUCCUGAUGAUUCUCCUUACAUUGAUUUUGAGUACUUUUAAGAGAAACAUUCCUUCUUUUAUUUAUUAUUUCAUUUUAAUUGAAAAUAUUGAUCCUUGGAGGAGACUUUAAAUGUACAAAAGAGGAAAAGUUGGAACCAAGUUAGCUGUAUCAAAUGUAAGUUUUAUCAAAGAAGAAGUUUCAUUGAUUUGUUAGAGGAAAAAGCCAGUGUAUUCUUGGCUUGGAAAGUACAUCCCAGAGUUGUCUUUUGUUUCUUUUUUGUUUUCCUUUAAUUCUUUUAUUCAUUUGUAUUUUAACAAAUUUUUUCCUUCUGUUUGUACACAUUUGUAUUUAUAAAUCAAAGCUAAUGUUGAUCGUUUUGUCAACAUAUCGAAUAUAGUUACAUUAAA